This is a messenger RNA of Pleuronectes platessa (European plaice), 931 nucleotides long. RefSeq lists its product as uncharacterized. The transcript is spliced from 2 exons. The record is from RefSeq and is a predicted model, not a curated record. The coding region runs from base 196 to 468 and encodes 90 amino acids. NCBI's taxonomy places the organism in Eukaryota, Metazoa, Chordata, Actinopteri, Pleuronectiformes, Pleuronectidae.
CAGUCGAGCGGAGCCUGUGUGACUCUCCGACUGCAUGAGUCCGAUGUCAGUGGUAUGUGAUCAAUGUUCUAGAUCAAAUCUUGGCAUUGAAAGUCAUCAUACCUGACUGGUAUCUGAUGCAGCUUGUGCACGAUCCUCACCACUGACUCGUCCCUCUGUGCGUCACUAAGUGUGUGUCUGUGUGUGUGUGUUUGAAUGUGUCUGCCAACACUUGAUCUGUUUCAUUUACAGUUUGAUGGCCUCAGGAGGAACAGCAUGGGCGUGUACAGGAAGAACUAUUUCUCCAUGGCUAUUGCCUCUACCUCUCUGGCUAUCCCAUGUGUCCUGUCGUGCUCAGACUCCAGCACCAGCAACGGGACGGCUCACGCCGCUCCGCCGCUCAGCCCCGUCGAAGUGGACAAGGCCGCCGCCACCAUCCAGACCCAUUUCAGGAAGUUCCAACAGAAGAAGCACAAGAACGGCAAGUAGAUGGACAGAGAGGGAUGGUGGUGCAGGGGCGACAAGCCCGAGAGGAAGCAGGUGGGGACUUUUGUCGAUUCACCAAACGAGGGAUGAACUCUGAGAUGAUAUGCACAAGUGCACACAAACACACAACCUGUACAAACAUUCAAACUGUAUGACAAACAUUUAGCAGAGGUCCUGGAUUAGUGAAAGAGAAUAAACACUAACAUACAGUCAUAGCCUACAUCUCAAACUGCUGCUUGUAAAACCCAAUGUAAAAGUCUAUGUGAACUAUUAUAUACAGCGUAUGAAUAAACUCUACAUCUGAAUGGAUGUCAGUUUUGAUGUGCUGCGAAAAAAAGAGUGACUGUGAGAGCGACUGUGAUUAUGAUUUAAUUUAUAUUUGAACUGUGUUUUGAGUAAAUCAAUAUUGAGAAAAAAUAAUGGAUUGUGGAACUUUCAAAAACAUUAAACAUUAUAUUGAGUAAAA